GGAAGGAGCCUAGUUUAGCAGGGAUAGAAGAGGAGCACUGCUAGCCAGGGUAGCAGCAGCGUAAACGAAAUCAGUGUUUACCAGGUUACUUUGCUUUCGAGCAUCGUGACACAGGGCCGAGUUUGCAACAUGGCUGACAAAGAGGUGUACGACGAUGCAGUGGAAGAAAGAGUCAUCAAUGAAGAAUACAAGAUCUGGAAGAAAAACACACCUUUCUUGUACGACCUGGUGAUGACUCAUGCACUAGAGUGGCCCAGCCUUACUGUCCAGUGGCUUCCAGAUGUUCGCAGGCCAGAGGGGAAGGACUACACUGUCCACAGGCUGGUUUUAGGGACCCACACAUCAGAUGAACAGAAUCACCUUGUGAUUGCCAGCGUCCAGGUACCAAAUGACGAUGCCCAGUUUGAUGCCUCGCACUAUGACAGCGAGAAAGGAGAGUUUGGUGGAUUUGGUUCAGUAAGUGGGAAAAUAGAGAUCGAGAUCAAGAUCAACCACGAGGGAGAGGUGAACCGAGCCCGUUACAUGCCCCAGAAUCCCUUCAUCAUUGCCACCAAGACUCCCACGUCUGACGUGCUGGUCUUUGACUACACCAAGCACCCGCCUAAGCCAGAUCCCAGUGGGGAGUGCAGUCCUGACUUGAGGCUGAAGGGUCACCAGAAAGAAGGGUAUGGCCUUUCCUGGAAUCCCAACCUCAGCGGCAACCUCCUCAGUGCCUCUGAUGACCAUACCAUCUGUCUGUGGGACAUUGGGGCCGGUCCAAAGGAAGGGAAGGUUGUGGACGCCAAGACCAUCUUCACAGGCCACACAGCAGUGGUGGAAGAUGUUUCCUGGCAUUUGCUCCAUGAGUCCCUGUUUGGCUCAGUGGCCGACGACCAGAAACUCAUGAUAUGGGACACUCGGUCCAAUAACACAUCCAAAGCCAGCCACUCAGUAGAUGCCCACACUGCUGAGGUCAACUGUCUGAGCUUCAACCCCUACAGCGAGUUCAUCCUGGCCACUGGUUCUGCUGAUAAGACUGUUGCAUUGUGGGAUCUAAGGAACCUCAAACUGAAGCUCCACUCCUUUGAGUCCCACAAAGACGAAAUUUUCCAGGUUCAGUGGUCUCCUCACAAUGAGACCAUCCUGGCCUCCAGCGGCACCGACCGACGUCUCAACGUCUGGGACCUCAGUAAAAUAGGGGAGGAGCAGUCGGCAGAGGACGCUGAGGACGGCCCACCAGAGCUGCUGUUCAUCCACGGCGGCCACACAGCCAAGAUCUCCGACUUCUCCUGGAACCCCAACGAACCCUGGAUCAUCUGCUCAGUGUCUGAGGACAACAUCAUGCAAGUCUGGCAGAUGGCGGAGAACAUCUACAACGAUGAGGAGCCAGACAACACCCCUGCAUCAGAGCUGGAGGCUCAGGGAUCUUAACCCAGCUCUGCACGGAUCUCCCUCCAGGCACGACCCCCUCCUCCCGUCCCUGAGCUCCUCUCCCAGCCCAGCCCAGCCCAGCCCGUCGCUUCCCUCUCAAGCUUAACUCGAGCGCAACAAUGAGAAAAUGUGCUCUCCGCACAAACGAACAGCAGCGGAGAGUCAGAGACAGCAUGGACUCCACUCCAGCCAGCAGACAGUUGGAUUCAGUCUCUUCUUUCUUAGACUUCACCACAGCCCAGGUAUCCCAAAACAGGAAAGCACUUGUUGUGCCUGCUCAGGCUGUAGUUUCUCCAGUGUUUGGGGAAAUGGGGAUUUUUUUUUUUUUUUGUGGUGGAAGAGGCUUUGAGGAGCAGAAAUCCCUUAUGUGCACAAAGUCAGUGGAAGUUAUUAAGACCAGUUCAUUUCAAAGGGCUCAUGCAAGGAAAAUGACAAAGUGUUAUUUUACAUUCUGACUCCUGAGCAGCCAGGAAACCACUAGAUAGGUCCCGAAGAUGUAAAUAUGUAAGAAAACCCAGAUAAAAGAAGAUCACCUGAGCACUGAAAUGCAUUUUGGGAAACCUGAUUUGCUGUUAGAAGUGAACCAUGCUGGUCAUGUCCAGAGAAAGCUUCUGUUACAUCUGAUUUUUUUUUACCCCCCCUCCACCUGUGGCUGUUAUUUUUGCUACAUGAUGUCAUAUUCAGCAGACCCCAUCACCGCUGCCCUUCACACAGACGUUCCCCGUUGUCUCCUGUUCAGUAGGUACAUGAAGUCUUCAGUGUUUGGCAGGAGUCAGAGGCGUGGGACUGAAUUAGUGCACUUGAGGGAAACGCAUCUUUUUUUUUUCUCUCCUUUUUCUGUUGUUGUCGUCAUGUGAUGCAUCAUUACCAUGUUUUGUUCCCGGCACCACAAAUUACAAUAAAACUUUUGUAACUUUUCCAAAAAAAAAAAAAAAAAAAAGUUUUUCAUUUAUGUAAAAAGUUAAAAAAAAAUGCUCCGAACCUCUGAUGUUCCUUCAGACCUCACACACUUCCUGUUCACUUCACUCGUACACGGCGAGGAAACCACACAAGACCAAGACCCAGUGAUUUACUCCGAGCGAGGAAAGAAAUCCACAGUCAAGAGAAAUUGCAAAUUCUACAAAAAUGUUUAUUGAAAAGCAAGACAGGACUAUAAGAACAUUGUACAAUCAAAGAAGGGGUGUGAGUUUGUUUUUUUUAGUAAAAAUAAAGCUCUCUGAAGCUGUGGUGACGCAUGCCUCUUCUUUCACAGUUAGUCUCACCUACAGAGGUAGAUUCUGACAUUACCUGAGAGUCAGUCUGGGACAAACGCCAAAGAAAGAGGAAACAGAUGGUGGAAAAGUCUGUUGACCAGAACUGUCCUCUAGAAGUAUGGACACACCACCUUGACCCUGUACGUGUUCACAUCCACGCCAUGUGUGAGAUAAACGCAUGAGGAGGAGCGGUGAAAAUCAGUCAGACCUUAAAAAGGCAGCGUCUCAGGACAUUUCGCCCUCUCUCUCUCACGUGGUUUGUGCGACAAACAGCCUGUUUGUGUACACAUCUGUUAAUAAGGAGAAUGACUCUACGACCCCUUUGAUUCUCAUUUGUGUUACAGUUAUAGUGAGCUCCAGGACAGGCUGCUGAACUGGAGUAACAGGUUUCGACAGUGCUGAGGGAAUCGUCCUUCAUCACACUGAGAUCUAAAAA
This is a messenger RNA of Toxotes jaculatrix (banded archerfish), 3099 nucleotides long. Its product is annotated as histone-binding protein RBBP7. Gene Ontology annotation, molecular function: histone binding. NCBI's taxonomy places the organism in Eukaryota, Metazoa, Chordata, Actinopteri, Toxotidae. Gene Ontology annotation, cellular component: NuRD complex; nucleus; ESC/E(Z) complex. The record is from RefSeq and is a predicted model, not a curated record. Gene Ontology annotation, biological process: regulation of gene expression. Bases 130 to 1410 code for a protein of 426 amino acids. The transcript has 12 exons.